CCCCUCAGGAGGUGUGUUGUCUGUCAUACUUGGAGACAUGCGAGACCUGGCGGUGGACGCUAUAGUGAACGCUGCGAAUAAGGACUUACAGCAUGGAGGCGGUGUGGCUAAAGCCAUAGUGGAUAAGGGUGGAAGCGCUAUUGUGAAGUUCUGUGACCGGUACAUCAAGGAUAACGGCCAACUGGUGGAUGGAGAGGCUGUGUGUUCCCCCGGCAGGGACCCUGCCCUGUAAGGUGGUGAUACACGCUGUAGGACCAGUCUGGGCAGGAGGGGACGAGGGAGAACAGGAGGUCCUGAAAGAGACUGUGGGGAACAUCCUCAAGGUUGCUGAGUCCAACAAAAUCAAAUCCAUCGCCUUGCCUGCCAUCAGCACAGGUAUAUUUGGCUACCCUGUACAGGAAGCUGUCACUGCGAUCAUGGAGGCCCUUCUCAGCAUGUGGCAGCCUGACCCACUGGACUAUGAUGGCCCUCAACACGUGUACCUCUGCGACAUCAAGUCCAACACAGUUGACAUGUUUGUGGAGAUCGGCAACAAGCUGUUUGAGAAAGACGGAGGCCAUCAUCCUGACAGUGACUUUGACAGCAGUGAGGAAAGUAUUAUGGAGGAAGAACCUGUUCACUACAGUAACAGUGGAUCGGACUCAGAAGAUGCCUCAGAUACAGAUUCAACCAGGGAAUCAACAUCCAUAGCAAGCGAUGAUGGUGAUACAGACUCUCCCGGUAUCAACGUUGUCAGCAGGGAACUUGCGUCUGUGAAGGCGGAUGUUCUGGUGAGUCCAGCUCAGUGUGACCUUGACCUUUCCUCCGGCGCCGUGUCAAUGUCUCUGCUCAAAGCAGCUGGUCCCCAGCUACAAGAAGAGUGUGACCGGAAGUAUGAGGAAGGUAUCAACCUUGGUGAGGUCGCGGUAACAAAGGGAGGCAAUCUGCAGUGCAAGUCAGUCUUCCACGGUUUGCUGUUGAAAUGGAAUAAUGGCAAAGGGAAGGCAGAGAAGGUAUUGCGGACUCUGGUGACAGAAUGUCUGACGGAGGCGGACUCCAGGGGGUAUAACUCUAUCGCCUUCCCUGCACUGGGCACUGGGCGACAAGGCUUCCCAGCCGACAUUGCAGCCGACCUCAUGUUCAGCACAGUCCGGACAUUCCAGGACACUCACUCAGCAUCUCCUCUACAAUCUGUGUACUUCGUGGUGCAUCCCAGUGACCGAGCUGUGUUGAAGGCAUUCAAGGCCGAGCAUCAGAGGCCCUAUGGCGAUACGGACUGGAUGACUUCCACUGCCAGUUCGCAUCCCCGGGCCCCCCGGGCUACUACAUCCAGGGGCCGAUGGGGAUCUUCCAGGAGGCACCGCACAUUCGGGAGGGGCCAUGUACCAGAUGCCCCCACACAAGAGUCAUCAGCCCCAGCUGGGGUCUCUGCAUUGGGUAAACUUCUCAACACGGUGAAGGGGUUCAACUCUGGCUCCCCGACUGGCUCCAGCUAUAAACUCGGUACAGUCACAGUUGUCAUCGCGCAAGGUGAUGUAACCAUGGAAACCACUGACUGCAUCGUCAACUGCUGCAAGGAAUCAUGUGACCUAACUUACAGUGCAGUCUCCAAGGCGAUACUGCGAGCAGCAGGGCCAGGCAUACAACAGGAAUGCUUCGAGAAGAGACAUCUUAUGGCCAAGUAUGGAUACAUCUUGACUUCCGGUGGUAGUCUGAGAUGUAAGAUGGUAGCCCAUGUGAAGGCCCAGCAUUCCAACUCUGGAUGGGCACAUGUUUUGAGUCAGUGCAUGGAUUGGGUGAACAAGAAGGGCAUGUCGACCAUGUCAGUACCUGCUCUGGGCACAGGCGGGCUCAAGCAAUCACCCGAGAAGAUGGCAGGCGCCAUCUAUGAUGCCAUCAACAAGUACGGAGCCAGCCACCCCGCUCCGAGCCUGAGCCAGGUGCGAGUGGUGAUCUUCCAGGAGGAGAUGGUGAACAGUUUCAGGACAGUGUUUGCUGGCGGCCGUCCAUCCCUCCCCACACAUAGGACAAGGGGUGAUCGAGGCGGAAGAAGUAAAAUGUCACGUCGAAGAUCGAAACCUUCACGUCACGAGUCCCCAGACGUUGGUGUUAUUGACACCAGCAACAAACACAUCGACGACAGCGUGAUCCUCUGCAUCUACACCGACGAGAAGAAGCAUGCUGAAGCAGCUAAGAAGAGGAUUACGACCUUGUGCAAGGAGGAGUUUGAUCACAAGCCGCUGUCCAAGUCUUGGAAUGAAUUCAUAGGCAAACUGAAAGCCAAGGAGGUGUCCGCUCUGUACCGAGUUGCAGACGACAAUGGGGUUGCACUCUCCAAGACAGCAGAAGGCUUGACUUUGACAGGCCUAGUCCGGUUGGUGUCGGCAGCCCAUGAUAUCAUUGUGGAGAAGCUGCAGACUUUGCAGAAGAAGUUCCUGAUGCAGAGGGAGGCGAGCACAUUAGCCCAGCUGGUGCAGUGGGUGUAUGUGGACGAAAAGGGACGCAGCACACCCUUCUCGCCAGGCAUCAACUGUCAACUUGAGAAGGCCCGUAAUGAUAAAGUAAAGACGCUUGAGAUAGAGGACUUCAAGGGACGGAAGUACAAGGUCGACUUGGAAGCCAAGCUGGAAUAUCCUGCCGGGGGAGGCAAACCAAUGACUAUCCAUCGAAUGGAAAAGGGGGCGCCGUCGGGUCUAGGCCGGUACGUGGACGGUGAGAAGGAGGCUCUGGAUGGCUCCACCACCGUCUACUUCCCCAUCACACCCGAGAGGAACUUCAAGGGGACAGCAGAAGACCUCCACUUCAGGACUGCCGAGUCCCAGUUCUACAGGCUGCUGAGUAACCAGGGAGGGAGAUACAAGGUUGUGAAAGUUGAAUACGUGGUGACUCCUGAUUUGGUGAGGCGGUUCAGAUCCGCACAGGAAUCCCUGAAGAAGUCUCGCGGCGAGAUGAACGCACAGCCCAUCCUGGCUUUCCAUGGAACUGAUGAGGGAAACAUCACAAAGAUCUGCGAGAAGGGAUUCCUCAAGCAUGGCGAUGCCGGGUUCCAGAUGAAGUCCGGCAACAAGUACGGCAACGGCGUCUACUUCAGCGAGUUCCCGGACUACUCCAUGCGCUACAUCCGGGGCUCCACCAAGCUGCUGCUGUGCAAGGUCCUGCUUGGAAAGACGUACACGAUCUCCAGCUUCACACAGGGCAGUAGUGUACAUUCAGGCUACGACUCCCACACAUCAGCAUGCGGCAAGGAGCUCGUCAUCUUCGACACUUCCCGGAUACUGCCGUCAUACAUAGUCCACUACAAGUAGAGCCAAUCUAAAUUCAUAUCUGCUUCAACUUUCAACGUUAAAUUAUUACGUCAUUUGCACGCAAGGGUCGUGAGAUUUAGUGGUCAUCCUUUCCAGCUUUAAUUAUUACAUCAUGUGCACACAAAAGUCGUGAGAGUUAGCGGUUAUCAUUUCUAGGUUUAAUUUUUACUUCAUGUGCACACAGGGGUCGUGAGAGUUAGCGGUCAUCAUUUCUAGCUUUUAUCAUUACGUCUUGUGCGCACAGGGGUCGUGAGAAUUUUAAGCCGUGCAAAUAUCUUCUGUUCGUGUUCUCAAUAUGCACACCUGUCGUCUGCUCCACAGGUCACGUGUCUCUUUGUGCCAAGAAUGAUCAUACUCAAAAUUCUAACCUGCUCCCGAUGCGGGCAUGUGCGACCCCCCUAAGGUUGACCAGUGGACGAGUGAUGGUUAAACUUAAAGUGGUCAUUACAACAUGACAUUGUGCAGACAACACUCAUAGUGAAGCUGAUUGUUUGUCCAAGUUGCCAUUAUCGUGCCCUAUGGUUUAUACGUUGUCAUAGUGUAUGUAAAGUGUUUGUUCAUGCGACGGUGUAGUCAAAGCACUGGCUAACGGCCGUCCCGUCAGAUGUUGAUGUGACGGAUGUGUGCUAAUUAUGGACAUUGACCACAGACUAGAACACUAGCCAGUGUGGUAGUACUAGUGGACACAGUCCUUUAUCAAAUAUGGUCCGUCUGAACUUGAUAGUACAUAUUUAUCUAACAUCCCCUCCCCUUCCAAGGCAUGUAAGACGCGUCCCGUAUAGGGCUUAAUAUUACUAGCUUCUACUGCUGUUAGAUGUCAGGUCUAAAUGUCGAUUUUACCUUCUGUCCAUGAUGCCACUGUUAUUCAUAUGCAUGUUAAUGUCUAUUUUAUGUUAACAUCUCACACCUAUCAGCUAAUUUGGGAUGUGAAAUGUUGGUAAGACAUUUAUCCAUUUGUCAUCUAUGGACAGGUCAGUGUAGCCGCCAUUCUCCUCGGAGUCACACAUUAUCUUCACUGGAGUUGUCAGCUCUUUGAGGUAACGGUAAUGGUUAACAUUUUAUCAUUUUGUAUAAUGAUUAAAUGCACCGUAGUGAAUCCAAACCGAGGGUGCAAGAUGUUAUUUAGUGUUGUGGUGGCCCCAUUUAGUUCACACGCCAUAUGUCGCACACCUGGACAAGGCUGAUCGCUGACCCCCUUCCCCUUAUCUCAAUGUUAUCAUGAUCCAGGCAGAGCCCAGUACCAUUACAGGCAACAUUGGUCACAUCUAUACAUGUGUACUGAUUCAUCACCACUAUCUAUCUAAAAAUGUAAACACGUUAUCAUAGUUAUUCUCUUUUUUUAGAUACAAAAACAUGACAUCAAAUCACAACCAAAUAUAUACCAUGCUUUUGUAUGCAGAGUUUGGCGGUAUCUCACAGUGACAAGCAUAUCAUAACAAAAGACAUUGUAGGAAAAAAGAUCAGUUGUACGUUAGUAUCAAUCAAACAGUUGAUGGAAAUCAGACCAGAAUCAAACAAAUUCGGUAAAGUUACAAGAAGAGAUGGCAUGUGUUCUGUCGAUAUUGUAAAUUUUACUUAUUUCCUUUCUGAUCAUAUCGAAACUUGGUGUACAAAUAUAUGCUUGGAUUUUAAAAUGAGUAAAUUUGAUAUUCAAUGUGA
Haliotis rubra (blacklip abalone) is the source of this 4943-nucleotide messenger RNA. RefSeq names its product protein mono-ADP-ribosyltransferase PARP14-like. The transcript is spliced from 17 exons. Gene Ontology annotation, molecular function: NAD+ poly-ADP-ribosyltransferase activity; transcription corepressor activity. Lineage: Eukaryota; Metazoa; Mollusca; Gastropoda; Lepetellida; Haliotidae. The record is from RefSeq and is a predicted model, not a curated record. Bases 189 to 3284 code for a protein of 1031 amino acids. Gene Ontology annotation, cellular component: cytoplasm; nucleus. Gene Ontology annotation, biological process: negative regulation of gene expression.